Camelina sativa (false flax) is the source of this 1419-nucleotide messenger RNA. RefSeq names its product putative F-box/LRR-repeat protein At5g25860. The record is from RefSeq and is a predicted model, not a curated record. Lineage: Eukaryota; Viridiplantae; Streptophyta; Magnoliopsida; Brassicales; Brassicaceae. Gene Ontology annotation, molecular function: protein binding.
AUGUUAGAAUAUGAGUGUGAAGAUGCAAUCAGCUCUCUUCCAGACGAGAUACUUGCUCAGAUCUUGUCCUAUCUGCCAACGAAACAAGCUGCUUCCACUUCAAUUCUGUCUAAAAGAUGGAGAACUCUCUUCUCACUGACGAAUCAUCUCUUUGCGUCGCAACACCAUCUCGACUUUGACGACUCAUAUUUCUUGAAUCCCAAGCUAGGUAAACAACAGAGAUCAAGAAGACGAAACGAGACUGAGCAGAGCUUCAGAGCUUUCGUUGACAAAACAUUGUCUUGUAGUAACAAACCCAUAAACAAAUUCUCACUAAAACAUCGAGAGGAUGAUCUUCACCACAUGGAUCAAACCAAUAGAUGGAUAUCAAAUGUCUUGGAACGAGGCGUAUCGGAGCUCGAUCUUCACAUAAAGACCACUUGGUUGGGGAGGCCACCACGUCCUCUUCCCUCAGAUGUAUUCACAAACAAGACUCUCGUUAAGCUGACAUUAGGAACAUUGCUUUUUGUUGGAAUUGAUCCUCCAAAAGUGUUCCUUCCAUUGCUCAAGAGUCUCUCCCUUGAUACAGUUUACUACGUAGAGGAAGAGGAAGGCUAUUCCUAUUCCACCUCUUUUUCCGAGGUGAUGCUUGAAGGUUGCCCAUUACUUGAGGAAUUUUUCCUGAAUCACGUUUCAAUUGACCACAAAGAAGCUCCAUACCCAUCCGAAAUCAUAUCCCAUCAAAACCUUCAAAGACUCACAGUUCACAUAAGAUUCCAACUAUGCCAACAAAUGGUAUUUGACACGCCCAAUCUUGUCUACCUCGACUACUCUGAUUACUCUACAUAUGGUAUCGAAUCGGCCAAUUUCUUGGAUUCCCUUGUGGAAGCCCGCCUCGAUCUUGAUAUACCAUGGCGGGGACGGGCGAGAACUUUCCGUAUGAAUAAUAUAACGAGAGCAAUUGAAUGCAUGACUAACGUUGAGAUCCUUCACCUCUCUUCAAACACUGUUAAGCUUAUGUAUAAUAGACUCUAUGAUUAUUGGGAAGAAGAUCAAGAUGGUUGCGGCUUGAGUUUUCCACGGUUUGAAAACCUUGUUAAACUAUCUUUCGAGACAAGAUCGAAACGACAACCACGUUGGAAAAUGCUAACAGUUGUGAUGGAUAAGGCACCAAUUCUUGAAACUCUUGUCCUCAAGGGCUUGUACUCUAUCCGCUAUGAAGGUGUCUCCGUCAAUGAGAAUGUAGUGAAGGUGUUAGAGAUUUAUGGCUACAAAGGAGGUCGUAAUGAAUUGAGACAACUGAACCGUUUCUUGUCCCAGAUGAAUUGUCUUCAAGUGAUCAAAGUGGAAAUUGAUGCUGCAAUAGAUGAUAUCGACAAGAGACUGCAAAUUACCAACGACCUUCUUUCUCUUCCCAAAUGCCAAGUCCAGUUCUUGUGA